CAGAAACCUUGAGUCCUUGUGCAAAGCUUGAGAGAAAAAGAAGCAGACGACAGGUUUUGCAAUGCUAGCUUAAAAGCAAUCUUCUGUAUUUGGAAAAUUUCCUCAUAACCAGAUGGAAAACAGCUGAUUUAACAGUACUACUUCUACAUGGCAAAAUGGUGAACUAGGAACGGGUGAUGUCACAGCGGAACAGGUGCCUUCUUGGAUGGUAGAAAUAUCUCGCCUUUGAUUGGUUAAAACUGUGCACCAAUUGUUAUUAGCUAAGAUGUGGGUGAAGUUAUUGAGGCCAUGGUUGAGGCUGUACAGAGGGGCACUGGUGGAGGACAGCAGAAUGCCUCAGUGUUUGCUUAUUUACAAAUCUUUUACAAAUAAUAGCAUAUCUUCACCAGUUUCUGUCAAUUAUACUUCUGUAAGAACGUUGAUGAAGAAGUCGCCAAAUACAUCAGAAGUUAAUGCUGUGCUGGACAAGCAAGACAACCCCAAAAUCCAACUAUUUGGUUUGGAGAAUGAACUGAUGGCUGUGCUUACGAAGCAUCAAGCUAAAGCUCAAGCUGAGAAACGUGGCCUUAAGCUGGUGGAGGUUGAUGGAACAGCCAAACCUUACCCGGUCUAUCAGCUGAUGACUGGCAAAGAUUUGCAUAAACAACAAAUGGAACAACGACAAAAUAAGAAAGGAAAACUCACAGAGAAGUCCUUCAGACUGGCCACUAAGAUAUCACAGCAUGAUUUAGACAUAAAACUGAAGCAGAUGGAGCAAAACCUGAUGAAAGGAAACCGUGUGAAGCUCAUUGUAAACACAACAAAGUUUUCUUCUCCUCAGGAAGGCGGUGAGGAACGCAGUAAGAUGUUGAAGAUUGUAACAGGCCAUCUGAAGGAGUUUGCCAUAGUGAGUAAGGCCAGUGAUACAGGCAAAGAUUUGAUGGUAGUGUUCAAACCUCUGCAGUCUGAAACCACAGAAGAGAGCAACGAUUGCUGACCAGCAUGACCAGUGAGAUCUUGUACAAUCCAGGGACAAGCAUUGUACUGGUACAGGGUGUUUGAGGUGUGACAGAAACAGUUUCUCAGUGUUAAUAAGGAUGGUUGUGACACUACAUCCACUGUGGUCUUACUCAAACAAAACUUUUAAAAUAUCAACAAGUCUCGAAGUAUUGUUACCUAGACUGGAUAUCAAAGGAAAAUCCAUGUGACAGCCCCCAUUCCCAUUCCCCAGAACUGUGUUGAAUUAUAACUCAUCAGUUAUAUGCGAGCAUCUCAAGAGACUCGUCUCACAGUAGACACCUUGUGACAUGUGACUGCAUUUCUAUUGUGACUAUUUGCUGGAAGGCAACACGACCAGCCUUUGACCAAUGUUUGAAUCUAGAGUCCACUGGAUGGGUAACAGCUUUAGGCGUAUUACACCUGAUUCCUUGUUUCCCAUUACUGCCCAUAUCAGAACACAUUAAUUCAUUUUUAGCUCACCUGUACUUUAGCUUAUAUCGUAGCUUAUACCCUGGGCAUUGGUUUUGGUGUCCAAAUUAAAAGGGAAAGCAGUGUUGAACAAAAUGUUGGGGUGGUGUCCCAAAAAGUACUGAGCUGAGGUCUCACAUACAGGUAAAGCACAAUAACAUGAGAGCAAGGAUUCGUCGUUGAUACGCUGUGUGCAUAUUAAAUACCGCAGAUUACAACAUUCACAACUGUUGUUUAUUACACUCAGUGUUAAGGUAAAUGUUACGAGUGGUAUCUCUUGUAGUACAAGGGGUCUCUGCGGCUCAGUUUGUUAGCACGCUUGCACAGUGUAAUGACCCAGGAGCCUUUAACCAUUGCGGCCGCUGUGAGUUUAUGCUGACUUUCUCUUUGGCUGUAAGUGGGAAGGUCUGCCAGCAGCCUGCAGAUGGAGUGGGUUUCCCUUGGGCAGAGUCUGGUUUCGUCCCACCAUAAUGCUGGGCACUGUCUGCAUGUAUUGCACUGAAGUUUUACAUGCACACAGAGAACAAUGACACAAGCGGGGUAUCUUCCAUUGGUGAUUAAUAUUAAUCACCUCAAAAUACCAGUUCAGACUGUCAGUAUGUUAUGUAUUGAGCUGAAAUUUUGCAUUCACGUCUCCUGGCAAGCUCUUUGGUAGCCUUGCUACCAAAUCUAAGUUUUGCUAGAAACUCUCAGAAAGGGUGGCAUAAUCACAAAAUAAUCAUGAAAAAUGAAAACAGUUCCAACACCUGCUGUAAUUUUUUAACAUACUGUGACAGGGAAACAAGGAAUUAAGUGCCGUUAUCCUUACCCUUGGAUGUUUAUUUGGCACCUGGGCAUGUUUGAGUCUAGCCCCCACUGGAUUGGUUACAGCUUUACCUUGGGGACUUUCCUUGAUACGUGGGUUAUUUUCCAGUUCCCUUUGUGUCAUUGCACUUUAUAUGCAUGGAAAACUACUGGUCAAUACAUGCUGUACUUUUCGAUAUACAUUUUGUUUAAGUUUGAUUCUAAUACAAAUAUUCAGGUCAGGAAUUUGGUAAUAUGCACACAUCGUAAUGAUGGAAUAUCCCCCUGGUGUUACUGCGCUCUACAUGUUUGCAAACCCCUAACAUUUUGUUUAACAUUGAUUCUAACACACAAUACACUACACGUAUGUCAGGAAUUCAGUAGUUUACAGUAUUAAGUAUGUACAUGCUGAAUCAACGAUGGAAUAUCCCCAACAUACUCAACUUUAUGUUCAUUUCCUAUCUUAGUUACCUAUCAAGGUUCCUUACAGUAAUUAAGCAAACUAUAUUUCAGUUACACAUGUCAAAAGGGUCAGUCACAAACUCAAAAAGGAUUUGUACAUGUCAGUAUUCUUUUUAGAAUUUCAUGUGAAUUGUAGUUUUAAGUUGGCCCCAUAUGGGUAACUUUCACUGGAGUCCACGUUGAAUCUGCAACACAAAAAGUUGCACACACUGCACACAGGCCACACUCCAGGAAAGACCACGAAAUUCUUUUGUUCAUGAUUCCACGUGGCCGUAAGUGGAAGUUACCUAUACAUAUUCAGCUAAGGUAAUUAUGCAUGACCUUCAUAAUCAGAUAUAUACCAUGAAUUUUCAUGUGUAUUUGCUUAGUUGUCUUGCUGAGGACUGCUGAUGUAAAUGACAUCAGUGCACUUGAUGACAUCUUUUUGAAGUCUUGAGCAUAAUCUGCCUGGGUUUGCAGGUAAAAAUUUGGUCUGUAUUCUAGAACACUAUAGACUACAGGGUCUCAAGACGAUUUUGCUUGAUGUUUGAAAAGGAACAUUUUUUCACAAAAAUGAUGUAUACGUGCAUUAUAUCAGCAUAGUUCUGCUGUCAUAGAUUCUCAUUAAAUGACUUUGAAGAACCACCCGAAUGAACCAAAACAAAUCCAGAUUUUCAAAGGCCUUGAAUUUUCUGAAUUGUAUUUAAAAGAAAAGAACACAUUUAUGCCUGCACAUGCUUAGCUUUAGCUCUUUAGGGCAUGGCAUUCCAGACACAUUUUGGCAACCUACAGCCACACGUUGUAAAGUAUAAGGAUUAUGUGUCACUUCGAUCUUGUAUGUUUUAUCUGUAACGGUACUGUGGCUGUUAUAGCUGCACGACGUUUGGUGCAUGCCUCGCUAUGUUUGUAAACAAAACAAACGCUUGGUGCGUUGUUUGUUGUCAGUUCUGUAAAUACCACUCGCUCUUGAGUUGCAUGGCCUAAAGUCGAACAGUGAUGUCUACAUCCAGAAUUAGUUUGCAGUAAGAGCUGAACUGUUUUUGAUAGAUGGCGUCUGGGUGAUGGAUUGUUAUUACGUGUAUCUAAAACAUUGUGUGAUUUGUUUUAGUGGCUAGGAGGUAAGAUUGGCCGCACCCAGAACAUUCCAAAAUUCCUGUCAUAGCAGACAGGAUAGAUUAUAUAUAUAAGCUGGGGAGUCCCAAAGAAAGUGGUGGACUACAAGGCACGGCUUAGAACACGAAAGUGAAUGUGUUCAUGUAGGAGAAAGAAGUACGCUUUAAUAUGUAGUUGAAAGCGUCUUUUCGGCCUGGCCGGCCAUUUACUCCCGGCAGAGGCUUGCAUGUACAUUGAGAGUUCCUGGUGCGAACCAACAGCCAGCCAUCAAUAAA
Liolophura sinensis is the source of this 4058-nucleotide messenger RNA. Its product is annotated as translation initiation factor IF-3-like. The transcript has 4 exons. Gene Ontology annotation, molecular function: ribosome binding; translation initiation factor activity. Gene Ontology annotation, biological process: ribosome disassembly; mitochondrial translational initiation. Gene Ontology annotation, cellular component: mitochondrion. NCBI's taxonomy places the organism in Eukaryota, Metazoa, Mollusca, Polyplacophora, Chitonida, Chitonidae. Bases 266 to 976 code for a protein of 236 amino acids. The record is from RefSeq and is a predicted model, not a curated record.